AUGACGGGCGCACGCAUUGUACUGUGUUUACUUGCAUUCGCAACAGAACGCGUGACAGCUACGAUAACGAUAUGUCCGAACGCCGAAGUCGGACUCCAACCAUGGGACGACUCGAAAACGUGGGGCGGGCCUGUCCCUCAAGAGGGGGAUCAGGUGGUCAUCUCCUCUGGAAUGAAAGUCUUACUGAACGUGUCUCCGUCCCCGCUUGACUCGAUCACCAUCGAAGAAGGAGGCUUUCUGAUCUGGGGUGACUUUGACGACCUCACGCUGACGGUCAGCUACAUCCUGGUGAAGGGCAAUUUUGAGAUCGGAGGUGAAAGUCUCGAGUGCAGAUUCACCAAGAAAGCGAACAUCGUGCUAACAGGUUUGAGUAAUAGCACACUUGAAGUAGAAGGUUAUGGAAGAAAAUUUAUUGGUGUGGCCGAAAAUGGAACCGUUGAAUUUCACGGAGGAAACAAACUGUCUUGGACUAGACUCGUUCAAACUGUGCCUGCCGCUAAAACCACGUGUGGAGUCCUCUACAACCACCAGACGGAGGCCUUUUCAACUGAGUACGUGAAAGGCCUGCACGUGCUAGUGUUCAACCUCGACGGCUCUGUGUUCGACUUCCAGGUCUUCUACACCGCCAGCAGCAAACCCAGCGACGCGUAUAAUAAUUUCAAGUCUUUUCUCACAGGCAUUCCUGUCAACAAAACAGUUGCUGUUUUCGUUCAUCGAAAUUUGGGGAAAGAGUCAUAUCCAGGACGAGACUGGGAGAAAGUGUUUACGGCUGUAGAAGCCGUUGGUGGUUUGAAAACUGGAAGCAGUUUGCUGAGACAGGUUUUGAAAGACGAAGCGUACGCAUUUAUAACGAGAACAGGCGACUCUUCGCUCACAAAGGAAGACAUAGACACGAAACAGACGGACGAACUCUUCCUGGAUGUUCCCGAGACAUCCCUCAGAUUCGUCAUUCAAGAUGGCUUCAGCACGGACAUCUUGGUCCUCACCAAAGAAGUCGUUAAUCCAAAGAUUAAGCUCAUGGAUGACGUCAGCUCAUGGAAAGACGGAGAUGAAAUCGUUGUGACAUCAACCGAUUUUGAGUGGAGACAGACUGAAGUAUUUAAACUCGUUUCUUGUAAAGAAUGUGCAAACAACGAAAAGAGGCUUGAUCAUCCCUUCAAGUAUAUGCAUUACGGGGAGGUAACUCACGGGGUUGACGAGAGGGCCGAGGUGGCACUGCUCACCAGGGACAUUGUGAUUGAGGGAGUUCUAGAGGACACGUGUUACAGCAAUAACCAGAAAGAGGCGCAACUCUGCGACUUCUUUGACAGCGACACAUUUGGAGGACACUUCAAGAUGAUGAGGGGAUUCAAAGCUGCUCAUAUAGAACAAGUUGAAUUUUAUCAUAUGGGACAACAAGCUUUCCUAGGGAGUUACCCAAUUCACUUCCACAUGUGUGAUGACGUUGAUGGCGCCUGGGUGAGGAGCAACAGCAUCCACCACUCCCAGGCCAGGUGUGUCACCAUCCACGGGACAGACGGAUUAGAGGUGAGUGACAACGUCUGUUACAAACACAAAGGUCACGGCUUCUUCCUGGAAGACAGCGCGGAGCAGCGUAACAUCCUCGACGGCAACCUCGGCAUCGGCACCGAGCACGGCACCCACAUCCCGUCUGACAUGAGCAAGGACAUGUGCAGUGACGUCGCCAAACCGUUCUGCGAUUCAAUUGCCACCUUCUGGAUCACGCAUCCUAACAACUACAUCAGAAACAACGUCGCCGCAGGAUCAGACAAAAAUGGUUUUCAGUUUAGUGUUGCCAAGGAGCCCCUCGGCCCCUCGAAACAGCGCCAACUGGAACGCGGCCUGGUAACCAAGGACAGUGCGAUGUACACGAAAAUAACGGAGUUCAAAAACAACGUGGCUCACUCGAAUGUAAAUAAUCAAGCUGGGUAUUCCUUUACUUAA
Molecule: messenger RNA, 1944 nt
Organism: Gigantopelta aegis
Lineage: Eukaryota; Metazoa; Mollusca; Gastropoda; Neomphalida; Peltospiridae
Product: protein DDB_G0287365-like
Exons: 13
Coding region: 1-1944 (647 amino acids)
Source: RefSeq, a predicted model, not a curated record